GUUAACGAGAAAUUGAUGUUUGUACGGAGAAAAGUAAACAUAUUUUUGCUUUUAUCGAGAAAUUUUUAUGGGUGGUAAUUAUUUCAUAAUUUUGUGUGCCGAUGGGUCCGUCCCGUCGUAAAUGCAGCGAAGGUCUAUGAACAUGUGUUUGCGUAGUACACCAAAGCCAGAAUGAUAAGAGUAUCCCAGGGAUCAAGAGGGCAACGCGCAAUGUUUCUUACGUCUUGGUUGAGCUCAGUUGGUUGGUGAAAACAGUGAGGAAGAAAAUAAAUGCAGAGACAGUAAAAAUGAUCCUGUAGAUCAGUAACAAUUCGUGGAGACAUCGGUUCACAUCGUCAAUUCAUGCAGUUACAUUGAGUGCAACGAAAUUCGUACCAUUUACUUAUUGAUACAAUCAUAAAUCGUCACACAUAGGACCACAUCUAUAGAUGCGAGUUUGAACUUUGACACUGUUUCGUAGAAGGCCGCGUGCUGAGAGAGCUUAGCAUCCUGUCUAGGCGUCUUAAUUCCCCAAAUUAAUGGACAACAUGAAUGGAAUAAUUGUGCUUGUUGUGGUGUCGCUGGUGGUUGCGUCGUGUGCAGCUGAAGAUACGAAAUUGCAUUCGAAAGAUGAACAAAAAUUGAUUGCUGAGGGGGAGAAAAAGAUCAGUGAGCAUGUGCUCGUUAUAUUGGAGCACUAUAAGCAGGAGGAUCCAGUCGGACUGCCCGGGGCUCCAAUUCCUGAUCCUAUGCCAAUUCCUCCGCUGAGUCAUUCUUUCGCAAUGGGCAAAAUGAACAUGAAAGACGUCCAGCUGCGUGGUCUGGCCCAGUUCCGUAUCCACCACGUCGACAUUAACCUAGGCGAGAUGCAGGUGGAAGCGGCUCUGACCAUCGAGAAGCUCAUAGUCAAUGGCAACUACACACUAGGCACUUGGUUGGCAAAGUAUGCUGGACCAUUCACAGUGAAGCUAAAAGACGUCUUCGUGCAAGGUAUAUCCAGAUUGGAAGUGAAUCGAGUAGGGCAACUGGAAGCGCAGGAGAUGAAAAUGGAUAUAACUUUCAAGAAUAUCGAUAUGAAUUUUGAAGGUCUUGGCGUUGUAGCCAAUAUGUUCCAAGGGCUCUUGAACUCUAUGGGCACGUUCAUUUUUGACUCCAUCAAACCGUUUAUCCUAGCCCAGGUUAACACGAAUCUCCGAAAGGAUAUCAACGAACAGCUGCAGCAGUUCCCUCAGAAAUUCCCUAACUCCAUCUCACCGUUCGACCAAAUCAUCUCUGAGAUGAGAAAGAAGGUCCGCGGUAUGGGAUACGAUCCUUACAAGGUGAAGGACUACAAUCAUACCAUUGGAAUAAUAGGAGUGGAGAUGAGCCAUACCUGGGUGACAGGCAUAUCCUCGUUCCAUCGCAUCGGCGACAUCAUCUUCAGUAUCAGCAACAACACGGUCCAUGCUAACCUAGACAUUGGAACACAACGAGUGGAGGGCACGAGCAAUUGGGAGGUUUCCUUAGGGGCUGGAAUGUUAGCUCGCGCCGGAACCGUCGCCUUUACUGUUGAAUAUAUAAAGGUGCAAGUGGAGCUCAGUCAAACCAUGGACACGAGGAAUACACCGGUGCUGGAGGAUAUUCAAUUAGAGUUGGGAAACAUACAAGUGCGUUGCAACGGUGCAGGUACUUUGGACUACGUCGUCGAAUUAGCUGUGAACAUCCUACCAAACAUACUUAGGUAUCAGAUCAUGGACGCGCUUGAGUCGCCUAUCAAGAUGAGAAUCCAGGAGGAGUUGAACGCAGUUAACGUUGAGAAGAUGAUCAAUGAGAACUUAGCAGUCCUCGAUGAACAACAAAAGACAGGAUUCAAGGGAAUGUUAUAGUUUAUUCAAUUAUCUUUAAUAAUACAGAUUAAUUUCGGAUAUA
Nicrophorus vespilloides is the source of this 1887-nucleotide messenger RNA. RefSeq lists its product as uncharacterized. The transcript has 3 exons. The record is from RefSeq and is a predicted model, not a curated record. Bases 519 to 1844 code for a protein of 441 amino acids. Gene Ontology annotation, molecular function: lipid binding. NCBI's taxonomy places the organism in Eukaryota, Metazoa, Arthropoda, Insecta, Coleoptera, Silphidae.